AUGGCUAAGUCAACAAACUAUGUGAUUCGGAUGGCUGGGAUCCAGGAUCUGCCCCGAAUAGAGACUCUAUACAGCUCUUCUAGUACCCGUCACUUCGGUGAGAAGAGGAGGCCUCCCCUGAUGCAGCUGUUCUCUGAGCAUCAAGCCUAUCGGCUGAUUGUCUACGAUCCCAACCAAUUCACCAGCCUUCUGGCGUACUGCGAGUUCAACAUUCACCCCAACAUUCCAGUGCUGGCCAACGACCUGUGGCUGCACUGGCUAAGUGCCCGCUUCUGCUUGGACCUGCCCCUCAGUCUGCUGAACUCGAUGUUCUUAAACUUUUUCAUCUGUCGGAAUGACCAUCCCACCAUUCUAAUAGACAUCAUCAUGGAGUUAUUCUACAACGAACACAAAGUACAUUUUUUGAUUAUCGCUAUGCCACCAAAUCUCCAAAGGACCGAUGCAUAUGAUUCCGUACAAGCGUACGGCCAGAUAUAUUACCCCAAGUUGUUUAUAUUAUCGGAACAAAGAGGUCUUCCUUCGAUUAUUAUAAUCAAUCGCAGAGACGUCAUGCCAACCAUCUCCUUUCGGAAGGCACUACCCGAGGACAACGACGACAUUGUGGAGAUGAUAGACCACGAGGAGCCGGAGCUACGGAAGCAAAAUGGAGAUUUCUACAUAGCCGAGGAGCUUCUCGCCUCAGAAAGAACUGGGCAAAACGAGCUAAUCGUCGUUGCUGAGGUAAAAAUCUCCAAACAGUUGGCCGACUCUAUCGCAGGCCUGAUGUGGCUAACGGACAAGCUGGAUGUGGAGCUACUGGCAAAAAACUUUCAUCUGGAUCGACUCGGUAACCUUACUCGAUGCACGCCUGGAGCCAAACAUGGCCGGGUUACCUUCGAAGUCAUUUCGGCGCACACUAAGCCGUAUAAAGAUCUAUAUUCAGAGUCCGUACUAAUCGGAAAACAGAAAACUUCAACGGGCAGCGCCACGACUAUGUCCAGUAUAAUGUUCACGAAUAAUCCGUUAGAGACUGACUUCCAGCUAAGGCAUAGCCAUCUUCUUACCUCCCGCUAUAAGUCCAUCUACGAUGAUCUGCGCAAGGGUCAUUACUAUAUGAACGCAGAACCGGAGAUAUUGGAGAUUGCCUUCGAUCUGCCAAACGACGAAGAGCACUACGAUAAAGAAAAUGCAGUCCAGUACUUCAGGAGGGCCUCCAGCGCAUUUCUGCUGAAGAUGUUCAAUCUGAAUCCUAAGGUGAGGAUUGAGUUUACAUUUUUCUAUCUUUCUGCCAUGUUCAGCGCAUUUCCGGAGCUCGAUUACUGUGUGCUCAGAGUGCCACACACAUCGACGGGGUCCAAGAGUCUGAGAGAGUUGAUUAGGUUUUUCUUGCGGACUGCACAUCGUCCCAAUAGCACUGUAUCGGAUAGUCUAUUCGUUGCUCACCGCUGCACUCUGUUUGGGGACCUACACAUUUUUCCCCUGAAGAAGAGUGAACUCGAUGAAAUUACAACCCUGUUGCGGUUACCGUCUCCUUCUAAGGAGACUGUAUAUCCCGACGGGGAUCAGGAGAGUGGGAUAAGUUGGACAGUGUCUACCCAGAUACCACCGGAGGGGUGUCAAAUCAUUGACCAAAUCUUCUCAGACAUUUUCAGCAACGACGAAACCGAAUUCACCUGCUAUACCAUACACUGCGGCAACUCCAAAUCCCGCACUAUAGUUGGUUUUAUUGUGUUGCGGCCCUUUACUGACUAUGACGCUCUCAGCAAGAAAUUCUUUCUGCCUCGGGAUGAGUUCUUUCUGACUUACAGGCGCGGGGAGAUCGUCAUAUUCAAGCUGCAUCCUCUUUUCCACAUCUGGUGUGACAUAAUCGUUCGAUCUGUGGCAAUCCAAGAUAAUUAUCGAGAACUAUAUUACUUCCACCAAUUUAUGGGCCUUUCGUUGCCCAACGAUCUAAUGUACAACAUGAUGCCUGUGGAGCCGCGUCGGGUGACGAGGAAUUGGUUUCCGCAAAACGACACGGACGGUAUUAAGCGACAGAUUGAUACGGUUAAUUUCCCAAAAAUCAACUUCAUCAGCGAUCAUCUGCACGUCGUCUGCCACAAUCUGUUGCCCAGCAAGCCGAUGGGCAUUCCCAGUCCGUUGGUCAUUGUGGGCUUCUCUGAUAUAUGUCGGGCCUUCCUGCGCCAUAUUAUCUUUGGUUGGAACAGUAAAGACUUUGCCAAUUUCAAGCGAUACAACUGCCUGCCCAUGGUCGAUAUCACAGUGAUAGUGCCACAUGGCGUGGUGGAGGCGGCCUAUGAUUCCGACUUCAGUUGUAGCUAUUGUAAGGGGAACAAGCUAUGCUAUGUGAGCAUUGGCUCCAGCUGUCCCUUUGUGAAGGACGCCACGCACCGAAUGGAUCUGCGGCACUGGGUGCAGUUUGUUCCUGGCAAUCUGGAGUCUAUCGAUCGGACUGAGAAGGUGAUUCGCUUGUCGGACAGCUGUAAUAUCCGCUACGAAAGGUUACUUCUGCUAAAUGACAUUAGGUACGGGUUAAAAGACGAGGACACCACUGUCGCAAUGCCGCACAACUAUUCAGUCAUUAAUUAUCGCCUCGACAAAGUAAUACUCUACCACAAGCUGCAGAACUUAUUUGAAAACGAUUACCUGUGCACUCCGAUUAUCAUCUAUGGCUACAGUCUGGCCGUGUACGAGUGCAUCAACUUUCUUGUUACCCAUGGCUGCCAGCCAAAGGACAUCACAUAUGUGCAGCCGCAUAUUCCGGUGGUAUCCGAACAAAUCCUUUAUCCCAGAGAGGACGCUGGGUUGGAUCCGAUUCUCAUAGAGAUGGUGGCCGAUUUGGGCAUAGAAAUUUACUUGUCCGCCAACUUUAGCAGACUAAUCUUCUUCCCCAAUAAGGCUAACAUCGAGAGCGUAGAGUUCCAGCUCAUUCCCAGUCAGAAACUAAUCGUUUUGAACUGUGAUAUCUUUAUCAAUUUUAACGAGAGUUUCAUGUGCUCAGGAUUUGAGAGAAUACUGCUUGCCUCUGGAAUUGAGCUGUCAAACAAAAAAAUCAUUGUCAAUAACGAGUAUUGUACCAACGACCCCAAUAUUUAUGCCAUUGGCCAAUACAUCACCAUGGUUCCAAGUCCCAACUAUCAGUACACUCAUACCAAUCCCCAAGAGUGCGCUGAGAAGCUGGCUUUCGUCCUAAAUAUGCAGGCUGGAUCGACUCAGCAGCGUUUCUCGAAGGUGAAUAUAUUCACGGGCCGUCUACCGCUGGAUUACCAGGUAGUGAAGAUAGUUGCACCCCAGCCCCUGCUUAAGGCUCAGCUGUCUAGUGAAUAUAUGGAGAGCAUGACGACGUAUCAGGAUGGCGAUUUCUGUCGCGUUCGAGUGAACCCCAAGAUGAUUGUCAUGGAGAUUGUGUGCGUCACAAAAAAGAAAAAAAGCUUAUUGUUUCUCGAAUACUUUUGCGGCCGGCACGUGGCUCUGCUGAAUAACAUGAGGGACCGGUGGAAGAGUGGCUGGAUAGAGAAUUUCCUGGAGUAUUUCGAACAGCCCUGGACAGAACUUAUAAUGCACGAAAGAUUUCAGGAUCUACAGUUGAAGAACCGCCGGUCAUUGCUGGCCAUAUUGAUGAUGGAUACCAACACUAAUUUACGCGAUGCAGACAAUAGACACAGUUUGGAAGAGGCUCAGAGAAUGAAGCUAGAGAAUAACUUGAUUGAAUUUGUGCGAACAUAUCGCAAGGAAUUUGUCAAUGAGUUUGCUCUGCCAGAGGAGUUUAAUGCUCCUACAUGGUAA
Drosophila persimilis is the source of this 3765-nucleotide messenger RNA. RefSeq names its product cilia- and flagella-associated protein 61. NCBI's taxonomy places the organism in Eukaryota, Metazoa, Arthropoda, Insecta, Diptera, Drosophilidae. The transcript has 14 exons. The coding region runs from base 1 to 3765 and encodes 1254 amino acids. The record is from RefSeq and is a predicted model, not a curated record.